CGCUUGACGUUUCAGUAGCAGAGAGUAGCAGAGUCUAUUGUCUAAGCGCGUGGACUACACAGAACAGUAUUACGGAGAAUCGGUAGAUGCAGUUUUCUUACCAAAAUGGCGACGACUAAAGUGUAGUUAGGUGCAAUGAAGAGAAAAACUGGUUUUAGCGCGAUUUUGUUUUACAUGGUAUCAAGUAGCUGACCAGCUUUGGACAUGUGGAUAAAAAUUCGAUUGAAUGUCACUUAUUUAGAUGGAUACUGCAGAUAAUGUGGAUAUUACGCGAUAACAGAUUGCUUUGCUUUUUCUCGCGUGUUUGAUUCUGUCUCCUGGAAUAAAACGUGCAAGGUUUUUCAUCUUUCUAAUAGAGGAUGUUUCUGAGUUGUUUUUUUUUUUUUCUUAAAAUUAAUUAGUGAAGCAUUUUUGCAUUUGUUCGUGGAAUUCUUGGAAUAAAUUAUUCACUUAAAGAGUGAUUAUAAUUUGUCAUCGGCUUUUUCUCUAUUCUGUGCGUACUGUCAUAAUGCGGGACUGUCCCUAAAUCGGCUUCAAAAUUGUUGCAUUAGAGAAUUUCGAACUUCCGUCUCCCUCCAAGACUGGUUCAAGCAUGGCAUCUGUUGCAGCCUGGUUACCCUUUGCUCGUGCGUCUGCCAUAGGGUGGGUGCCCGUCGCGAAAAACCCAUUACCCCACUCUCGGGUCAAAGGCGUGGAAGAUGGUCGGGGGGACGACAAGCUUUUGAUCAAUGUAAGUGGCAGGAGGUUCGAGACUUGGCAAAAUACCUUGGAUAAGUACCCCGACACUCUUCUUGGAUCGAAUGAAAAGGAUUUCUUUUACGAUGAGCAAUAUAAGGAGUACUUCUUCGAUAGGGAUCCGGAUAUUUUUAGACACAUUUUAAAUUAUUACCGGACUGGUAAACUCCACUAUCCCAAACAUGAAUGUAUAUCAUCCUACGAUGAGGAGCUGGCUUUUUUCGGUAUUAUGCCGGACCUUAUCGGAGACUGCUGUUACGAAGAUUAUAGAGAUAGGAAAAGAGAAAACAGCGAAAGACUUUUGGACGACAAAGCUUCUGAUGCAGGGGACACGGAACCCCUUGAAUCAAUCCGCGCUGAAAUGUGGCGAGCUUUUGAAAAUCCGCAUAUUGGCACAGCCGCUCUUGUAUUCUAUUACGUCACCGGUUUCUUUAUCGCCGUUUCUGUGUUUGCAAACGUUGUUGAAACUAUUCCAUGCGGGACAGUUCCGGGCACGGGCAAAAGGCUUUCAUGUGGGGAUAAGUACUCUGUAGCAUUUUUCUGUUUGGACACGGCCUGUGUAAUGAUUUUCACGGCGGAAUAUAUGUUACGUUUUUACGCUGCGCCGGAACGCUUAAAAUUCAUGCGAAGCGUCAUGUGUAUAAUUGACGUUGUUGCUAUCAUGCCCUACUACAUCGGUCUGCUAAUCCCAGAAAAUGAUGACGUCAGUGGAGCCUUUGUGACCCUUCGAGUGUUUCGUGUUUUUAGGAUUUUCAAAUUCUCUCGUCAUUCACAAGGUCUGCGGAUUCUCGGCUACACCCUGAAGAGCUGCGCAAGCGAAUUGGGUUUCUUGCUCUUCUCCUUAACUAUGGCUAUCAUAAUAUUCGCCACUGUUAUGUAUUAUGCAGAGAAAAAUGUUCCGAAGACAAAGUUCACGAGUAUUCCCGCUUCGUCCUGGUACACAAUUGUUACCAUGACGACUCUAGGUUACGGUGACAUCGUUCCAAAAACUAUACCUGGCAAAAUAGUGGGCAGUGUAUGCUCCCUGAGUGGUGUGCUGGUCAUUGCGCUUCCUGUACCUGUUAUUGUCUCAAAUUUUAGCAGAAUAUAUCAUCAAAAUCAACGGGCUGACAAACGGAAAGCACAAAAGAAAGCCCGUCAAGCUCGCAUUCGCAUGGCGAAGAACGCGAGUGGGGCAGCGUUCUUAAAUAGCAAGAAACGCGCAGAAGAGAUGGCACUGGCUCAAGAAAGUGGUAUUGAUAUUGGGGAGUCAUUUCGUGAUCAGGAUAGAUUCAAUAUGCAACAUCAUCAUUUGUUAAAUUGUUUAGAAAACACAACGGAUCGAGAGUUUGUAGAGAUGGACAUGACAUUUACGCCAAAUGAAAAACCAUCGGAAACUCCGCCUCCGUCGCCAGACCCUUCUCUGGCUUCUUUAAAUAGACGGGAUGAUAUAUCAUGCUGUGGUAGAAGGUUAUCAAGCAACAGAAGAUUUUUAAUGGGAAAGAAACGGAAUCGGCACACAGAGGAGCAGGACGAGUUAAAUGAUAUUCAGAUACGCCUACCAACAUUACAUCGAUCCUCAAGAUCGAGUUUGAACGCUGUAGAUAACAUGAACAAUAAAUCUAACAAUACCCUGACAGUUACCCAAGCAAUGGUUGCUCCAACGCCAAGCACUACACCGGAGACCGAGUCCUCAAAGACCACACAGAGCACAAGCACCGCAGUAUCUCCAACACAGGGGCAUGCGCCUAGUCAUACUCCGAACACAAACGUAGUGAGAAUAUCUACUUUAUAACACAGCACCAAAAAUAUGUACUCUAUUUAUCCAAAACAAUUAGAGACCCCAUUUCCAGACUUCCGCUGGAAAUAACACGGCCAGAAUACAUGGGAGGAGGAGUUUGAACCAGUGAAAGGGAAGGAUAUGUCAAAAUUUGACAUGAUUGUGUAAAAAUUCAGCUCAACGAUAGUCUUCUUACAAGUUAAUAAAUAAAUGUCGUACAUAUAUGAGUUUCUACGCACAGCAUUAUUUAUAUAGUACUAAUGCUGAGAAAACAUGAGGUUUGCCUCGAAAAUUGGAUUAUACCUAAUGUAAAAACCUGUAUACGCGACAUAAAGAAUAUCAAAAAAUAUAUAUAUAUUAAAGAUAUUAAAAUGAAAUAUUUUACGAAUUAAUUAUGAUCAAAAUCUACCACCAACGCUGAAUGGAGCGAUAAUCAAAACUAACGGAAGCAAAACGAAAAUAAACGAUAUCACCCCGUAAUGUAAUCGUGAAUGCUCGAUAAUUCCCGGAUGGCUUCACGAAACGUAGAAAUCGCCGACCUGACCAAAACAAAGAAGAAAGCGGGUUUGGGAAGUUGUAAUUGAGGAAAAUGUAUCUGAGGAUGUUGUAAGUACACAGAAGUGGAUGACAAAAUGUUAACUGUUAUUUACUGGUGAUAUUUUAAAAGAUAAUAAUCUUUUUAUAGAAUGUACAUUAGUAGACAUAUUUCACAAGAAUUUUUGUUACUUGUUACGUCUUAAAGUAUUAUAACAUUACCCUUUCUUAUGUGUGUCACCUUCAAAUUUUUGUACAAAUAUUUGACCUUGCUCAUUUUAAGAUAUUUCCUUUUUAUUGUUAUUGAUGCAAAAAGAAGUUGAGACCAUCUUUGUUCAUAUGUAUAUACUUAACUGCCUUUUGCAUCAUUAAGUUGGUUUAUUGUUGAAAGCUAUGAUCAACAUACGUUUUGAGAAUGUAAUUUCUGAAAACACGUGCGAUAUUUGUGUGAGAAUGGUUUUGAAACGUUUUUCUUUCUCUUAUGACUAUAAAUAGUUACAAAUAUAAAUAGACAAUGCACUUUGCACGUUUUUUUUUUGUAUAUGAGAAAGUUUACAAUAGUUUAUACACCAUUUCCUCUCUUUUCCAUAUAAUGGUUGUAAUUUGCGCCAUAUCAUGUUUGUUUGUGAUUAUGUUACUUAUUAAAGUGUAUAAAUGUGGGUUUUUUAAAGUAAUUCGAGUGGCUACUACAUAUUCUUAGAAAAUCUAUUUUUAUUGUUUCUAAUAGUCAUCUAUUAAAGAUUUUAGGAUUCAUUAUUGUUAACAGUCUGCGUUAGAAUUAAGAUUCUGGUUCAAGAAAGCGAAAUGUUAUUUUAAGUAAAUUGUGCUUGAUAUAGGCAGCAUUUAAGAUUAGUAUCAAAAUUCUCCAACGUUUUCAAAGAACAAAGUACGAUUAAACAAUGCAGCAAUGGAAAGGAGAAUAUUGACUUCUUCAGUCUAUGUCUUUAUGUUUCGCACACACUGUCGUAAUGUAAAGGCAGAUUCUUGGGCUUCAUGUCAGUUAUAAAAAGUUUAAACUGCCGAGACCUCUAGUUAAGUACACAUGGCAAACACCUGAAAAGCUGAUAAAGCGAUGGUUAUGUCAGUUAUAGAAAUACUUUACCAUCUUAUAAGUUAGUGAGGCAAUGGCAAUGGUUAUAUCAUUUAAGCAAACAAGAUAUUCACCCAGAAAGUUAGAAAUUUUAACAAACAAAGACACCAUCAUAAUGUAACAAACAAGAUUCACAUCAAGAAGCUAGUGAGAUAAUGUAACGGCUAUAUCACUAUAACAACAAGGUUACCACACAAAAAAAAACUAGUGAGGUAAUGGCUGUGCCAAUGUAACAAACAAGUUAUCUUCAUAAAGAAAAUUGUUAUGUCAAUGUAACAAACAGGUUACCUACAGAAAGAAAAUGGUUACGUCAAUGUAACAAACAAGUAACCUACAGAAAGGAAAUGGUUACGUCAAUGUAACAAACAAGUAACCUACAGAAAGGAAAUGGUUAUGUCAAUAAAACAAACAAUUAACCUACAGAAAGGAAAUGGUUAUGUCAAGGUAACAAGAAAGGAAAUGGUUACGUCAAUGUAACAAAGAAGUUAUCUGCAGUAAGGUAAUGGUUAUGUCAAUGUAUCAAAGAAGUUAUCUACAGUAAGGUAAUGGUUAUGUCAAUGUUACAAACAAGUUAUCUACAGUAAGGUAAUGAUUAUGUCAAUGUUACAAACAAGUUAUCUACAGUAAGGUAAUGGUUAUGUCAAUGUAACAAAUAAGGUACCUACAGUAAGGUUAUGGUUAUGUCAGUUUAACAAACAAGUUAAUCUCACAAAAAGCUAAUACGGCGAUGGUUAUGUCAAUGUAAUAAACUAGCAAGGUAAUGAUUUUAUCAAUGUAAAAAGACGCAUAGAACACCAAAGAGGUAAUGUAAACCACAAAAGGGCUAGUGAAACAAUAUUGAUGUGUUUAGCAUGUGUUAGACACUGAUGCUGGAUUUUAUUGAAAAGUCUUAAAAUCUUAAGUACGACGAGUUUUGAUUAACUAGAUUGUAUGGAUCGAAAUAGAAACUAGUAUUUAAAUUGUGCAUUAUAACGUUAUUGUAAACUAAAUCAUGUCGUGGAAUCUUUAUCAAAACUUUUUUUGAACAUUAAGUAUGUACUACCCGCGUUGAAAAUGUUUUAUUACUGAUUUAUUUAACUGUUGUUUUGACUGAUGAGUUAGAAUCUUGUGAAGUUAAAAUGAAUCCGAACUAAUUAGUGUAUAACAAAUCUAUGACAGCGCUUUGAAGCGAAACUUAUGUCUCUAAAACUCAUAAAACUUUACACUCUCUUCCAAGCAAACAUUAUAUAUCAAGCCAAUAUUAGACUUGCAUGUGUCGGACCGGUAUGGUUUCAACAUCUUGCCGGUUUUAAGACUGCAAGGUUGAAAAUUUAUCAGUCUGAAUUUUGUUUCCCUGACGAUCUUAGAGUUUUAAUGUCGACUGAAUGUCGGACCAAUGUCAUAAACAAUAUCGGUUUGCCGACAUUGGUCCAAUACAGCAAUGUUUUCUAGGUUAUGAUUUUUUAUAACGAGAUUAAUAAGUGAAGUUAUGCGUGUAAAAGUAUGUUUUUUGUUUAAUUUUAUUUAUUCAAGAUGAGAACAGAGAUGCUAUUUCAUGUUUUUCCGUUUUGUCAAAAUAAGGUGAUACUUGAACAUCUCCAUUGACUUUUUUCUUGUUAAUAUGUUAUUAUUAGUAAUAUUUUUCUCUUCAAUUCCAGUUUGUUUCUUAGUUAAAAGAUUAUUUAGCAGUAUGUGAUGUAAAAUUGUUUUGUACAUAUAACGUUUUGUGAUCGAAGAGUGAAGAAUAUUACACGGUAAUAUAAAAAAGUUACAAGUAAUCCUGAAUAAAUGCUUAAGCUGACAUUCUUGUUUUAAUCAAAGAUGUCUGAGUUUUUUUUCCUUUGGUUUAGAGCACAUUUUGUUCCCGGAUAAUAAAAUGUUAUUAGUCUUUGCGAGAUCUUAACCAGUGGCAAUCUUCAAUCUUUAUAAUCUCUAAACUUUAUUUAAAUCCUCGAAUGCAAUUCUAGACAUCUUGUUGACUGUAUUUUUAAAGAUUUGGUUCGUCGUGGACCUAAUAAUAUUACCAGAUUUUUUAUUUCAGACUUUUGAUAGUUCUUAGAAUGUAGAGCAGUAAUGUACAGUUAACCGUAUGAUAUUUUUAACUCUUUGAAAAUAUGUCACCGUGUAUGUAUGUGAAAUCGUUUAAGGAAUGUUAUAAGUCCAACAUCUCACUUAAGUCCUUCUCUGUAUAGGGUGGAUUGUUUUUUAAAGAUAAAUUAUCCCGAUAUAAAUAACUGUUCACUUGACUAUAUCAUUGUAAACUACAUGACCAUUUUGGAGUCAUUAUAAUAUUGUUACUGACUGUAUGUUAUACAUACAUAAUCACUGUCACAGAUAACCACAGAAGUAGCUCUUAGAAAAUUGAAUAAGCGCUGUUAUCCAAAUUUUAGAAAUUCGAUUCGAAUUAGAAGCCAUGAUGUUUCAAAAGCGUCAAAAUGAAAAUAAACUUGUACAUUUUGAACCGUUGAUUCAGUUGUGUAGAAGAUAUUAGAAGAAAUGUGCAUUUCCAAAUUAUUCAGAGCUAAAUUUCAUGAUAUUUAUCUGACAUAAAAGACUUUUAUGACAUACAAAGUCUGCAUGUGAUCUUAAUCAAAAACAUUAUCAGGUACAUUCAAAGUUUACUACCCACUUGCUUAAAGUUCAAAAUAAUGCUUACUUUGAUAAUGUACAGACUCGCAUUUAAAACCCAACAGAAAUUCGUGUUUUUAUUUGAUAUUUAUACUCGGAUAUAUGCUCAAUUACUUUUAUUACAUUUGCUAUUCCACAGAAUAUAUGAGCCGUGCCAUAAGAAAACCAACAUAGUGGGUUUGC
Messenger RNA from Mercenaria mercenaria, 6908 nucleotides. Its product is annotated as potassium voltage-gated channel protein Shal-like. The coding region runs from base 593 to 2509 and encodes 638 amino acids. Gene Ontology annotation, biological process: protein homooligomerization; potassium ion transmembrane transport. NCBI's taxonomy places the organism in Eukaryota, Metazoa, Mollusca, Bivalvia, Venerida, Veneridae. The record is from RefSeq and is a predicted model, not a curated record. Gene Ontology annotation, molecular function: A-type (transient outward) potassium channel activity; protein binding. The transcript is spliced from 5 exons. Gene Ontology annotation, cellular component: voltage-gated potassium channel complex; membrane.